CACGGUUUUAGGCGGUGCAAAAUAAAUAAAUACGUUUAACUGCUAUCCAGAGCAAAGCAUAAUUGUGAUAGUGCUCGAGAAGCCGCAGCAGCAAUUGCAGCAUCUGAAUUUGCAGAGUUUCUUUCACGCUAAAGCUACGAACGAGGAUCAAUGGUUACCAUGGAGAAUAGCGAGGAGAUUCUACAAAUUCUGGAGCGUUUCACACAGCUUAAACAGAAGGAGAUACCCCAGGAGCUGGAGGAGUAUUUGCAGUAUGUGGCCAAAACAGGCGACACCAUCUUCAAGUGGUCCAGCCUCAAGUAUCUCUUCCGCGAGAAGCUGCUCAACGUGAUCAAGCAUUUUAACGAGGAUACUCAGCGACUGGAGGAGAUACCCAACUACCCAAAUGUGGAUCCCUUCAAUUAUGAGACGAUGAAGUCCUCGCUGCUGGAGCGUCUCGAUCUAUUUAAUGCGGCGCCUUUUACCGUGCAGCGCCUCUGCGAGCUUCUAAUUGAUCCUCGCAAGCAAUACUCGCGUAUUGAUAAGUUCAUGCGAGCCCUCGAGAAGAAUAUACUGGUGGUUAGCACCAUCGAUCCGGGGCGUAAGCGAACCGAGAGUGAGAACGGUGAUUCUCUGGACUCAGUGGGCAAUGGGGAUCUCUCGCUGGAGGUUAACAUUGACAUCGAAAUGGAGAACGAGAACAUGUUCAACAACGGGGACGAGCGCAACGGCAGCACCGAGGACAAUACCAGCGGUGCCCUUAAGGCCAGCUGCCCACGCACCGACGACGUUGCUGUUCAGCCGAAGGCCAAGAAGGCCAAGCUUGAUUUCGAUGAGAGUGAUCAGCCCGAGGAGGCUAAUGCAGAGGAUGCGGAUGAAGACGUCAUCAAGAGCAAGUCCAAAGCGAAUCAAGCCAACGCAGAAACUGCCGAUGCUGUAGAUGCUGCAGAUGAAAAGGCCGAAGAGACUGAUGCCGUUCGUGAGGUGCCCGAAAUCGAGGAGCCCGAUGAAGAGGAGGAGGAGGUGGUUCCAGAGCCAAAGGCCAAAAAGUCAUUCAAUAGUGACAAAGAGCUGAAAGAGACACCAGAGACCGCCGCCGAUAUUCCAACAGUGGCAGAGCCCGACGAGGCGGACAGCGACGCUGCAGAUGCUGUUAAAGAUACAGUUGCUGAAAGUCAGGAAAAAGAUCCGCUGACCAAUGUCGAUGAGCAAGAACAAGCAACGAAAAUUGUUGAAGAGCAGGAGUUGGAGAGUGGAGAAAAUGUAGACAAGCCUGCGCAAGAGGCAGAAACAGAGAAGAAGAUCGAAGAAGCCGAUGUCGAUGCUGCCAAGGAAAAGAAAGAGCCUACGAGCGAGAAGCCCAAGCCAAAGGCAGCUGAAAAUGCGAAGAAACCAGCGAAAACUGCUUCGCCCGUAAAAGCCAGCGACUCGGCAGCUGUUGUAGACAAAGCUACUACACCUGACAAGGAUGAGGCAAUCGAGGCCAAUGCGUCUGAUGCUGAGGCCAAGACUGACACCCAGCUGGAGCCUAAGGCAGCUGCCGAAGGCAGCAACACUGAGAAGACUGAAACUGAGGCAACAGCAGCAGCAGCAGCAGCUGAGCCGGCUGCAACAGCUGCCACGGCGUCAGCUGUGGGUGACAAGGAGGAGCUGAGAAAGACUGCAACAGCAUCUGCUGCUCUAGCUAAAACCGCCGAUGCAGCUGAAGCUGCAUCGCCGAUUGAGACCGAUGAGUUGGCUACGCCACAGUCUCCGACUGCGGCAGAUGCAACUGCCACGCCGGCAGCCGAAGUGGAGAGUUUUGCAGUCAGAGCCACGCCCGCAUUAACGCUGAAUGAUCAGCCCAUGGAGGACACACCGGCCGAGGAGGAGGACGCACAGGUAUCGCCCACUGCAGGCGUGGAGGAGGUCGUUAUGGCCGAAAGCGGCGUUGCCACUGGCGAUAUGGCCACCGAUGAAGCUACCAAGGAUGAGCCGGCCGCCAUGGAAGUGGACGACACCAGCCAGGAGGUAAUGGACCAAUAGACCAAUGGCCCAAACGGUGCACGCCAAUUCCGGGCGACUAAAAUGAAUACUUACAACUACUCCGCAUAAAUAGCAUAAAACGCGUAUGAGAUAAAACACAGAUACAACAACACAAGACGCACACCAUACCAAUCCCAAGGAUCCUGAGAUAAAAUACCGUUUAACUUCAUUAAAUAGGGUAUUACUUUUAGGCCGUAGCUGAUAUAAUAUAUGAUAUAUAUAUCUCUUCGUAUUCCAAACUGCCCAUAACUAACAGUACACUAGAGAACAGGCGGUAAUCUAGCGGAAAUCCUUUAGUACCCUUCCGUAUAGUUGUAAGGCCGUAUACCGUAUACAUCCGAACACACACACUAAUACACUGACAUACCGAACACACACACUGACACACACACACACACGCACACACACGCACAGCCAUCAACAAUUAUUUACAUAUAAGCUCGAGCAUUAAGUUCCGAUCAGUUCCGUUACGUGGCAUUCAAAUUAUUCCACACGAUCAAAACCUCUGCAUAGUUCUCUAAGUUGUUGGAUGUGACACAAUCGUCCGCCUCAUGUCAUAUUUUGUAUUUAUGUAUCGUUGCCUAAUUUAAUGUCAAUUCGAUAUAGAGCAACUAUAUUUUAUCAUCUAAAUAAGCUAUAAAGUUUUUCAACUAUAUUCGUUUACUUUUCAUUGUACGUUCUAUUGUUUCCACGAUAUUGGACAAUUACGUAUAGCUGCAAAUGUUUCUCAGAAAGUAAUAUAAACUAUCUAUAUAAAUAAA
Messenger RNA from Drosophila novamexicana, 2765 nucleotides. RefSeq names its product serine/threonine-protein phosphatase 4 regulatory subunit 2 (gene PPP4R2r). Gene Ontology annotation, biological process: protein dephosphorylation. Gene Ontology annotation, cellular component: cytoplasm; protein phosphatase 4 complex; nucleus. The transcript has 4 exons. Gene Ontology annotation, molecular function: protein phosphatase regulator activity. The coding region runs from base 151 to 2004 and encodes 617 amino acids. The record is from RefSeq and is a predicted model, not a curated record. Lineage: Eukaryota; Metazoa; Arthropoda; Insecta; Diptera; Drosophilidae.